Messenger RNA from Triticum turgidum subsp. durum (durum wheat), 1905 nucleotides. NCBI's taxonomy places the organism in Eukaryota, Viridiplantae, Streptophyta, Magnoliopsida, Poales, Poaceae. The record is from the annotation of a GenBank genome assembly.
AUGAGCGCUCCCCCCUCCUCCUCCCCCUCCCCCGCUCCGAUCCCCCAGCCCGCCGCAACCCUAGCCCCCGCCAGCAUGCGCGGGCGGAUGUCGGAGGACGACGACGACGGCGACGGCGGGGCGGGACGGGGCGACAGGUGGGCGCCGGAUCUGAGGGGCGGCAACGGCAACGGCGGGAGGUGGGCGCCGCCGGACCAGGUGCUGGAGAACGUGCUGGAGAGCGUGCUCGAGUUCCUCACGGCGGCGCGCGACCGCAACGCGGCCUCGCUCGUCUGCCGCUCCUGGUACCGCGCCGAGGCGCAGACCCGCCGCGAGCUCUUCAUCGGCAACUGCUACGCCGUCUCGCCGCGCCGCGCCGUCGAGCGCUUCGGGGGCGUGCGCGCCGUCGUGCUCAAGGGGAAGCCCCGCUUCGCCGACUUCAGCCUCGUGCCGCACGGCUGGGGCGCCUACGUCUCCCCCUGGGUCGCCGCGCUCGGCCCCGCCUACCCGCGCCUCGAGCGCAUCUGCCUCAAGCGGAUGACCGUCUCCGACGACGAGCUCGCGCUCAUCCCCAAGUCCUUCCCGCUCUUCAAGGAGCUCUCGCUCGUCUGCUGCGACGGCUUCACCACCCGCGGCCUCGCCGUCAUCGCCGAGGGCUGCCGGCAUCUUCGGGUACUGGAUCUGACUGAAGAUUAUUUCCAUGAGGAGGAGAGCGAGGUGGUGGAUUGGAUCUCCAAGUUUCCAGAGAGCAACACGUCGCUGGAAUCGCUUGUAUUUGAUUGUGUUAGUGUCCCAUUCAACUUUGAGGCCCUGGAGGCACUUGUUGCACGCUCACCAGCUCUGCGUCGUCUGCGCGUCAAUGAUCAUGUGUCGAUAGAGCAGUUGCGUCGUCUCAUGGCAAGGGCACCCCAUCUAACUCACCUUGGCACUGGAUCAUUCCGAUCUGAGCCAGGCCCUGGGGGUGCUUUGUCUGUGUCUGAGCUCGCUACCUCUUUCGCGGCGUCCAGAUCACUUGUUUGUUUGUCAGGUUUCUUGGAUGCCAAUGCAGCAUACCUCCCAGCAAUCUACCAAGUUUGUGCCAAUCUCACUUCCCUCAAUUUUAGCUUUGCGGGUCUAACAGAUGAAGAGUUCAUACCAGUUAUUCGCCAUUGCAUCAAUCUUCGCACUUUAUGGGUUCUUGAUACUGUGGGUGAUGAAGGCCUUAGGGCUGUGGCUGAAACAUGCUCAAAUCUCCGUGAGCUACGUGUUUUUCCUCUGGAUGCCACCGAGGAUUCUGAGGGCUCAGUCUCAGAUAUUGGUCUCCAGGCAAUCUCAGAAGGCUGCCGAAAGCUCGAAUCAAUUCUCUACUUUUGCCAGCGCAUGACAAAUGCAGCAGUAAUUGCUAUGUCCGAGAACUGCCCUGACCUUUUGGUGUUCCGCCUCUGUAUUAUGGGCCGCCACCGCCCUGAUCGGAUUACCGGGGCGCCCAUGGAUGAGGGUUUUGGGGCGAUUGUGAUGAACUGCAAGAAGCUCACCAGACUCUCAGUCUCUGGCCUGCUCACUGAUAAGGCGUUUGCAUACAUUGGGAGACACGGAAAACUCAUAAAGACUCUGUCUGUUGCCUUUGCUGGGAAUAGUGACAUGUCUCUUCAGCAUGUGUUUGAGGGGUGCACUAGGUUGCAGAAGCUCGAGGUCAGAGAUAGCCCUUUUGGCGACAAAGGAUUGCUCUCUGGCCUGAACUAUUUUUACAACAUGAGGUUCUUUUGGAUGAACUCAUGCAGGCUAACUGUGAAGGGUUGUGGGGAUGUAGCUCAGCAAAUGCCUAAUCUGGUGGUUGAAGUAAUGAAGGAAAAUGAAGGGGAAAUGGAUACCGUUGAUAAGCUGUACCUGUAUCGAUCGUUGGCAGGACCAAGGGAAGAUGCUCCAUCAUUUGUCAACAUCUUGUAG